Messenger RNA from Brassica napus (rape), 978 nucleotides. Its product is annotated as non-specific lipid transfer protein GPI-anchored 10. Lineage: Eukaryota; Viridiplantae; Streptophyta; Magnoliopsida; Brassicales; Brassicaceae. The transcript has 3 exons. Bases 204 to 779 code for a protein of 191 amino acids. The record is from RefSeq and is a predicted model, not a curated record.
AUCAUAGUUUUUGAAUGAAGUCCAAAAUACAAACAUGAAGAAAUCAAAGAGUUGCAACCAAAUUGAACACACAACAUGUGUGCAAUAACAAUACCGGUCCACAGUCACAUACACACACACACCAAACCAAUUGAUUUAGACCUUAAAUACUCAGACCACCGCUCUCUUAAACAAAGAAGAAAGAAACUUGUUCUCCAAGAAAAAUGGCUUCUUCUAUUCUCUUUGUCACUCUCUUAGUCUCCUUGUCUCCGAUCUUUCUUCAGCAGGUUCUCGCUCAAGUCCCAGGCACUACAGCUACAUGCUCCUCAAUGCUUCUUUCGUUGGCUCCAUGUGGUCCAUUCGUGCAAGGCUUUGUCCAGCUUCCGGCUCAGCCUUGUUGUGACGGCUUAAACCAGAUCUAUAGCCAACAACCAACUUGUCUCUGUCUCUUCCUCAACAAUACUUCUACUUUGUCCCCUGCUUUUCCAAUCAACCAAACUCUUGCUCUACAGUUGCCUCCGCUUUGCAACAUUCCAGCCAAUUCGUCGUCUUGCACUUCACCUGGAGGAGAGGCGCCUAGUGAUUCAUCCUCAGUUGCUCCACCACCUUCUAGCUCAACCGGUUCUCAAGUAUCUCCAGGUGCAAAGAACAACUCUGCGACCCCAGUGGCUCAACUGGCACCAAGACCCACCAGCUUAAUGGGGCUAGGUUAUGAUCUGAGAUCCUCUGGCUCCAAGUCUAAGAUUCAGCUAUUCAUCCUCGCACUCGCACCGAUCCUACCAGGAACUCUCCUCAUCUGAAUCUGUCUUGCAUAUUAGCUACAUUCACCUGUUUUGGGGUUUCUCUAUUAAUCAAGAUCAUCUUUCUUCUGUAUGUUAACGUUUGCAGUUAUUGAAAUGAAAUCAGAAAACAGAAGAAUGAAAUAACAACACUCUUGUUUAAUAGUCUCUUUGAUUCUGUAAUAUUAUUAACACAAGAAGCUCAUGAACAAUUUCCUUA